CUUCAACUGUCUCAUUUCCGGCUUGACAUCCCUUCACGAAUACCGUCCACGCAUCACGUCUGCCCAGCAUGGGGAAAAUGGCAGAGAUGCAGCGCAAGCUGCUUGAGCAAAUGAUGGGCCCCGAGGCGAUGGGCUUCAACCCGCCCAGUCUCGACUGGUGGAACGAGAAGGUGUGCCGUGACUACCUCUUUGGCACGUGUCUUCACGACACGUUUAGCAACACGAAAAUGGACCUGGGGCCGUGUCCCAAGACCCACUCGGACCGCAUUCUGAAGCAGUUCCAAGAGGCGCAGAAGGAACCCUCUCCGGAUCCGCGCAUCGCCGCGUUCAGGCAGGAGCACGAGAACAACAUCUACCAGUUUGUGGACGAGUGCGACCGGCGCAUCCGCGCGUCGCAGCGCAAGCUCGAGAAGACGCCAGAGGAGAACCGCAAGACGGUCGACCUGAUGAAAGAAAUCGGCGAGAUCGAGCUUGCGAUCCAAGGCGGGACGGACGAGAUUGAGCAGCUCGGUGCAGAGGGCAAGGUCGACGAGAGUAUGGAGAAGCUCGCGGCCGUCGACGCGCUCAAGCAGCUGAAGAAUGACAAGGAGAAGGAACUGCAGCUGCUCAACGAGAACGCGGGCGCGAGCGGUCACCAGAAGCUGCGCGUGUGUGAGAUCUGUGGCGCUAUGCUCAGUGUUCUCGACUCGGACAAGCGUCUCGCCGACCACUUCGGCGGAAAGAUGCACCUCGGCUUCCACGAACUGCGCAAGCUUAUGGAUGCAUGGGCAGAGGAGCGCAUGCGCGGCCCUCCCCCUCCGCCUCUCGGCGUGCCUCCACCCUCCGUCGCGCCCUCCGGUCCUCCACCACCCGGCCCCGGGCCAGGUGGAAGCCGACCGCCGGUUCCGCCCUUCCCGCUCUCCGACGAAAAGCGUGAGGCUGGUGAGAUCGGGGAGGACGGAAGCGACCGCUCGCGCUCGCGAGACAGGCAUGAGGAGCGCCGCGGGAGUGGGCGCUACGACGACCGCGACAGGUACGGUGGGCGCGACCGGUACGGGGACCGUGAGCGAGACCGCUAUGGAGACGGGGGGCGUGACCGCUACGGCGACCGUGACAGGAGCCGGUACGAGGACCGCGACCGCAGGGAUAAGUACGAUGAUGACCGAAGGCGCGACCGCUCGCGCUCACCAUCCAAGCGCCGUGUUGUGUAGCCGUGUAGUGUACGUCAUGUGAUACAUUUCCAUCGAGA
Molecule: messenger RNA, 1228 nt
Organism: Cutaneotrichosporon oleaginosum
Lineage: Eukaryota; Fungi; Basidiomycota; Tremellomycetes; Trichosporonales; Trichosporonaceae
Biological process (GO): mRNA splice site recognition
Cellular component (GO): U1 snRNP; U2-type prespliceosome
Molecular function (GO): mRNA binding
Source: RefSeq, a predicted model, not a curated record